This is a messenger RNA of Iphiclides podalirius (scarce swallowtail), 330 nucleotides long. The record is from the annotation of a GenBank genome assembly. Lineage: Eukaryota; Metazoa; Arthropoda; Insecta; Lepidoptera; Papilionidae.
AUGGCAAAGCAUCAUCCGGAUCUAAUUUUCUGUAGAAAACAACCGGGUGUCGCUAUUGGUCGUCUAUGCGAAAAAUGUGAUGGCAAAUGCGUCAUUUGUGACUCUUAUGUACGGCCUUGUACUCUCGUACGGAUCUGUGAUGAGUGUAAUUAUGGUUCAUAUCAGGGCCGGUGUGUAAUUUGUGGUGGACCCGGAGUUUCAGAUGCUUAUUAUUGUAAAGAAUGUACAAUACAAGAGAAAGACAGGGAUGGAUGUCCGAAAAUUGUCAAUCUUGGUAGUUCAAAAACUGAUUUGUUCUAUGAGAGAAAGAAAUAUGGUUUUAGAAAGCAU